GGAAGGAGAGGCGGGGCUUCUGGUGGCGGUAGGGAACUGGAGGGGGGAGGCGGCAAUAUUGUUUCAAGUUGGACAAAUUGACAAGAGCUAGAGAUACACUGCGUUCCAUCCCGACCUCGGGUCGCGGUGCUGGGCGGUGUUUCCCUCCUCGGCCCCCGAGAGCUGGGUGCCGUUUUCUGCAGGGUUCCCAGGCCCCCGCUCCAGGGCCGGGCUGACCCGACUCGCUAGCGCUUCAUGGAGAACUUCCAAAAAGUGGAAAAGAUCGGAGAGGGAACGUACGGAGUUGUGUACAAAGCCAAAAACAAGCUGACGGGAGAAGUGGUGGCGCUUAAAAAAAUCCGCCUGGACACUGAGACAGAGGGUGUCCCCAGUACUGCCAUACGAGAGAUCUCUCUGCUUAAGGAGCUUAAUCACCCUAAUAUUGUCAAGCUGCUGGAUGUCAUUCACACAGAAAACAAACUCUACCUGGUUUUUGAGUUUCUGCACCAGGAUCUCAAGAAAUUCAUGGAUGCCUCUACGCUCACUGGCAUCCCUCUUCCGCUCAUAAAGAGCUACUUGUUUCAGCUGCUCCAGGGCCUAGCUUUCUGCCACUCUCAUCGGGUCCUGCACCGAGAUCUUAAACCUCAGAAUCUGCUUAUCAAUGCUGAUGGGUCCAUCAAGCUAGCAGACUUUGGACUAGCCAGAGCUUUUGGGGUCCCUGUUCGUACUUACACCCACGAGGUGGUGACUCUGUGGUACCGAGCACCAGAAAUCCUUCUGGGCUGCAAAUACUACUCCACAGCAGUGGACAUAUGGAGCCUCGGUUGCAUCUUUGCUGAGAUGCACCUAGUGUGUACCCAGCACCAUGCUAGGUGCUGUGGGGAACACAGAAGAAAUGGAAGACACAGUCUCUGCCCGCUGUGCUCCUAUCUAGAAGUGGCUGCAUCACAAGGAGGGGGGAUGACCGCAGUGUCUACCCCAUACCCCGUGACCCGCCGGGCCCUAUUCCCCGGAGAUUCUGAGAUCGACCAACUCUUCCGGAUCUUUCGGACCCUGGGAACCCCAGAUGAGGUGGUUUGGCCAGGAGUUACUUCUAUGCCGGAUUAUAAGCCAAGUUUCCCCAAGUGGGCCAGGCAGGAUUUUAGCAAAGUGGUGCCUCCCCUGGAUGAAGAUGGACGGAGCUUGUUAUCGCAAAUGCUGCACUACGACCCUAACAAGCGGAUUUCAGCCAAGGCAGCUCUGGCUCAUCCUUUCUUCCAAGAUGUGACCAAGCCAGUACCUCACCUUCGACUCUGAUCGCCUUCUCAAGCCCCUACUCCCAGUAUCACCCUCUUCUCCAGUGCGAGUGUGAUCUGGCUUGGCCCAGGCUCUUAGCUCACUGAUCUUGUCUGGUUGCCUUAGCACUCACCUGCGCCUCUUAGCCAGUCCACUCUGGAAUGAUGGGGUGGAGGGAAGAAAUAGGUGGAAUUGAAAGGACGCUUCAGUAUUAGAUGCACUUAAGUCAGCCUCCACUCCCCUCUCUCCCUCCUCUUAGUCGUUGCUUAAGAGGGCUGAUAUUUUUAAAAAAGAUUAAAAAAAAAGACUUUCUCCUCCGUCUACAUAGGUUUGCCAUCCCAGUCUCUGAAAGCCCCACUAUUAUUAUUUUCUGUAUCUGGGAUGAUUAAAGACCCCAAGCCUCCAGAGCCACUGUGUAAGGCCAACUGAUAGCAUUGGGGGCUAAGUUGGAACCUUUGAAAACCAAGCAAAACAAAAACAUUAUGGAGGGGCCUGUUUUAAAGAAUUAGGUUUAAAAAAAUAGAUCCAACCGGUUUCUACCCUAGUUUUAGUGUUUCAUCUCACCUAACAUCUGGGAGACUCAGGACUCCCAGUCUCAGACUCCUAGUCUCUGUGGUCCCAGUGGGGCUGCAGUAGAAACGAUGGCUCCUAGGCUUCUUGCCUGUCCCUCCUAUGAGCAAGGUGUGUCUAGGAGGCUCUGGGACAGGGACUGUGCUUCACCUUGGCCUUAUGAGGCAAGUGACAGGUGUUUGAAUUUUUCUCUUCUUUUUAAGAUUCUUAAGGUGCUAGGUCCCAUCUUCCUCUGAAGGCCACCCCGUAAGAGUAAAAGUUAAGGUUGAGACAUCAUUUUGAGAAUUCUGACACUUAGGGCUGUGACUGACUGGGGAUAUUGGGGAAAAAAUAUUUCUUUAAAAGAAGGAUGAACAAUUAUAUUUAUAUUUCAGGUUAUAGUAGUUUUUUAAGUGGGAAUGGGUGGGGAUUGUUGCCAUGUGCACCUUGGGGUUUGUAAUGCAAAUAUGUUGUGUUUUUUUUUUUUUAAGCUUUUUUUCAUGAUUUUGUCUCUCUUCUCCCACCUUUUGUCCUUGAGUGUUCUUGCUGUUAACAUUAUUUGUAAUUUAGUUUGUAACUGAUUAAAAAGUUCCUAGUUUUACAGUUCA
Cervus elaphus (red deer) is the source of this 2411-nucleotide messenger RNA. It is a transcript of the gene CDK2, whose product is annotated as cyclin dependent kinase 2. The record is from RefSeq and is a predicted model, not a curated record. The transcript has 8 exons. Bases 235 to 1275 code for a protein of 346 amino acids. Gene Ontology annotation, cellular component: cyclin-dependent protein kinase holoenzyme complex; cytoplasm; nucleus. Gene Ontology annotation, molecular function: ATP binding; cyclin binding; cyclin-dependent protein serine/threonine kinase activity. NCBI's taxonomy places the organism in Eukaryota, Metazoa, Chordata, Mammalia, Artiodactyla, Cervidae. Gene Ontology annotation, biological process: regulation of gene expression; signal transduction; regulation of G2/M transition of mitotic cell cycle.